Molecule: messenger RNA, 951 nt
Organism: Chrysochloris asiatica (Cape golden mole)
Lineage: Eukaryota; Metazoa; Chordata; Mammalia; Afrosoricida; Chrysochloridae
Gene: TNNT3
Product: troponin T type 3 (skeletal, fast)
Exons: 13
Coding region: 1-951 (316 amino acids)
Biological process (GO): muscle contraction; sarcomere organization; regulation of muscle contraction
Cellular component (GO): troponin complex
Molecular function (GO): troponin I binding; troponin C binding; tropomyosin binding
Source: RefSeq, a predicted model, not a curated record
AUGCAGGCUGACCCUCCUCACAGGGACCAGCCCUCACCUCACCAGCCCCGGGCAUACACCUCUAAUGACUCUCCUUAUUCCCUCUCUCCCUUGUGCCUCCUGCUCCCGGCUCUCCAGAAGAGGCGCCAGAAGAAGAACCUGCCGUAUGUACCUCCUUGUCUAACCCUCUCCUCUCUCUCCCCACCAUUGUGCACGUGGCCCACGUCUCCUGAAGAAGUCCAAGAAGAAGAAGAGGUUCAAGAAGAUGCCACUGAGGAGGAGCUGGGGGAGAAUGAAGAAGAGGAGAAGCCAAGACCCAAACUCACUGCUCCUAAGAUCCCGGAAGGGGAGAAAGUAGAUUUCGAUGACAUCCAGAAGAAGCGUCAGAACAAAGACCUCAUGGAGCUCCAGGCUCUCAUUGACAACCACUUCGAAGCCCGGAAGAAGGAGGAGGAGGAACUGAUAGCUCUCAAAGAAAGAAUUGAGAAGCGCCGGGCAGAGAGAGCAGAGCAACAGCGGAUCCGGGCCGAGAAAGAGCGGGAGCGUCAGAACAGACUGGCGGAGGAGAAAGCCAGGAGGGAGGAGGAGGAUGCCAAGAGAAGAGCUGAGGACGAUCUGAAAAAGAAGAAAGCAUUGUCCUCCAUGGGUGCCAACUACAGCAGCUACCUGGCCAAGGCUGACCAGAAGAGAGGCAAGAAACAGACCGCCCGGGAGAUGAAGAAGAAGAUCCUGGCUGAGAGGCGCAAGCCACUCAACAUUGAUCACCUCGGUGACGACAAACUCAGGGACAAGGCCAAGGAACUCUGGGACACCCUGUACCAGCUUGAAACUGACAAGUAUGAGUUUGGAGAGAAGCUGAAGCGUCAGAAAUAUGAUAUCACCACCCUCCGAAGCCGUAUCGACCAGGCUCAGAAACAUAGCAAGAAGGCUGGUGCCACUGCCAAGGGCAAGGUCGGCGGCCGCUGGAAGUAA